This is a messenger RNA of Entamoeba invadens IP1, 915 nucleotides long. Its product is annotated as aryl-alcohol dehydrogenase, putative. The transcript has a single exon. Gene Ontology annotation, cellular component: cytosol. The record is from RefSeq and is a predicted model, not a curated record. Lineage: Eukaryota; Evosea; Mastigamoebida; Endamoebidae. Gene Ontology annotation, molecular function: oxidoreductase activity. The coding region runs from base 1 to 915 and encodes 304 amino acids.
AUGAAAGCAAUAAGCGUAUGUGGAGGUCUCAAAGUAUCACAGUACGUAAUAGGGUUCAUGAGAUUUAAAAACAAAACAGUUGAACAAGCAGAAGAUUUUAUACAAAAGGCAUUGGAGUGUGGUAUUAACUGUAUUGACAAUGCUGAUAUCUAUGGAGGCGGGGAGUGUGAAAAGCUUCUUGGUCGAGUUUUCGAAAAAAGACCAUCACUGCGCGAAAAAUUGGUGGUACAAACGAAGUGUGGAAUUUGUCGGGGGUUUUACGACUUGUCGAAAGAACACAUUUUGAGAAGUGUGGACACUUCGCUUGGGCGAAUGAAUAUCAUGUAUAUCGAUAUCCUUUUGUUACACCGUCCAGACGCUUUAAUGGAUUACAAAGAGGUGGCAGACGCUUUGAAGACGCUCUUUUUUAAUGGGAAAGUUCACUACUUUGGUGUGUCAAACUUUUCACCAAUUCAAAUUGAUUUACUCCAAAAAGAACUUCCGUUCAAGUUGUGGUUCAACCAAAUCCAAUUCUCAGUUGUGCAUUGUCAGUCCAUCGACGAGUCGGUCCACUUCAAUACAACACAUGAAACGUCACUUGUUCGCGAUGGAAAUGUAUUGGACUAUUGCGCUUUACAUGAUAUACAAGUCCAAGCUUGGUCGCCACUUCAAGUCGAUUUUGUCAAAGGCACUUUUAUCAACAAUCCAGAAUACAAAAAACUCAACGAAAAGUUGUGUGAAUUGUCCCAGAAAUAUGAUGUGACUCCCCAUGAAAUAGCACUUUCUUGGAUUUUACGCCACCCGUCUCACAUCCAAGUUGUCACGGGAACAACAAAUCCAGAGCACUUGGUUAAUGAGGUGAGUGCGUUCAGCUUCGAGUUAACAAGAAAGGAAUGGUAUGAACUCUACCUCUCGACAGGUAAACCUCUUCCAUAA